Molecule: messenger RNA, 4712 nt
Organism: Corythoichthys intestinalis (scribbled pipefish)
Lineage: Eukaryota; Metazoa; Chordata; Actinopteri; Syngnathiformes; Syngnathidae
Gene: rab11al
Product: RAB11a, member RAS oncogene family, like
Exons: 5
Coding region: 185-835 (216 amino acids)
Biological process (GO): exocytosis; neurotransmitter receptor transport, endosome to postsynaptic membrane; melanosome transport
Cellular component (GO): Golgi apparatus; postsynaptic recycling endosome; transport vesicle
Molecular function (GO): GTP binding; GTPase activity
Source: RefSeq, a predicted model, not a curated record
CUAGUGACAGGAAAGCGGAGAGACAACGAGGAAGACGUCGACAAACUUUGCCUCAUUCUUUCGCCUUUUUUCCCCGGAGAAGAGAAAACGACACUACCGCUGACGACGUUUAACCGACUUGACGUUCUCCACCUUCGUCGUAGUUUCCCGCCACAGUAGUUAGCUCGUCGAGUGAGGAGAAACUAUGACGGGCCGGGAAGAUGAAUAUGAUUAUCUCUUCAAAGUGGUGCUGAUCGGCGACUCGGGCGUGGGCAAGAGCAACCUGCUUUCACGCUUCACCCGCAACGAGUUCAACCUGGAGAGCAAAAGCACCAUCGGCGUGGAGUUCGCCACGCGCAGCAUCCAAGUGGAGGGCAAGACUAUCAAGGCGCAAAUCUGGGACACGGCUGGACAGGAGCGAUACCGAGCCAUCACUUCCGCGUACUACCGCGGAGCAGUAGGAGCACUCCUGGUGUACGACAUCGCCAAGCACCUGACGUAUGAAAACGCCGAGCGCUGGCUGAAGGAGCUGCAAGACCACGCCGACUGUAACAUCGUCAUCAUGCUGGUGGGCAACAAAAGCGACCUGCGACACCUCCGGGCCGUGCCGACCGACGAAGCGAAGGCCUUUGCGGAAAAGCACGGAUUGUCGUUUUUGGAGACGUCGGCGUUAGACUCGUCUAAUGUAGAGCUGGCCUUCCAAACCAUUCUUACAGCCAUUUACAACAUCGUGUCACAGCGGCAGAUGUCGGGCCGCAGCGACUCGGACUUCUCGCCCGCUUCCAACGUGGUUCCCAUCACGGUAGAGCCCACCCAGAACUCGUCCAACAAGGGCAUGUGCUGCCAGAACAACUGACAAUUAGAAAAAGGCAGAUAAACAGGGAAAGACCAUGGGUCGAUCUCACUUCUUCACAAGGACUAUCGUAGGGCGGCUGUUGGUGUUUAACCCUCUUGUUAUGUUGCUUUCUCAGGGACGGACCAAAAAAAAAAAUCCAAAAUAAUUUGAAAGUCGUCGCUGUCGGGCGGAAUCCUCGUAGCUCUAUAAUGGCUGCUGUUCAUAGAGUAUGUGUUGUGGUAGUUAGUAAUCAAACUGCUGUCAUCAGCAGCAAAAUAUGAUUGUUCAAAUUGUGAAAUGUACCGUAGUUGCUCGUAAAAGGGUUUCGGCCUAACAGUAAAGAGGUAAAAUUCCCAAGUUUUAUUUCAAAUUAAAAAUUAAAUAACACUUGUAAAUUUAAAAUUUAAUGAGUACUGUAUUUUCCGCACUAUAAGGAGCUUUAUAUAUGUAUCAAUAUUGGUUAAUCAUUGCAUGAAAUUACCUUUAGCCCAGCUCCAUCUCGUGGAUGCAUAAUGCAACCCCAACCACUACUACUACUACUACUACUACUACUACUACUACUGCACCUUAAAAUGCGAUGCGCCUUAUGUAUGAAAAACAUUUUAAAAUAGGCCAUUCAUUCUUGGUGCGCCCCGCCUCAUGCUCUGAUGUGCCUUAUAGUGCAGAAAAUAUGGUACAUAUAUUUUAAUUAAUUCUAUACUUUUUCCCCCCAAAUAUAUUUCCAUAAGAUGUUGAGAUGGUCUACGGCAUCUGUAAAGGGACAUCGCCAAAAAUAAAAUAAAUUAAAACUAUCUGGUGCACACUAGAAAAAAUCGGCUGCACGCUAGAAACUAUCUGGUGCACGCUAGAAACGAUCUGGUGCACGCUAGAAACUAUCUGGUGCGCGCUAGAAACUAUCUGGUGCGCGCUCCAAACUAUGUGGUGCGCGCUCCAAACUAUGUGGUGCGCGCUCCAAACUAUGUGGUGCGCAUUAGAAACUAUCUGGUACGCGCUGGGGACUAUCUGGUGUGCGCUAGAAACUGGUGCGCGCUAGGAACAAUCUGAUGCGCGCUUGAAACUAUCUGAUGCGCGCUAGAGACCGCCUGGUGCAAGCUAGAGACCGCCUGGUGCGCGCUACAAACUAUUUGGUGCGCGCUACAAACUAUUUGGUGCGCGCUAGGGACUAUUUGGUGCGCGCUAGAGACUAUAUGGUGCGCGCUAGAGACUAUAUGGUGCGCGCUAGAGACUAUCUGGUGCGCGCUAGGGACUAUCUGGUGCGCGCUAGGGACUAUCUGGUGCGCGCUAGGGACUAUCUGGUGCGCGCUACGGACCGCCUGGUGGGUGCGCGCUACGGACCGCCUGGUGGGUGCCAGAAGCUGCCUGGUGCAUGCCAGAAGCUGCCUGGUGCGCGCCAGAAGCUGCCUGGUGCGCGCCAGAAGCUGCCUGGUGUGCGCUACAAACUAUUUGGUGCGCGCUACAAACUAUUUGGUGCGCGCUACAAACUAUCUGGUGCGCUCUGAAGACCGCCUGGUGCGCGCUAGGCACAGCCUGGUGCGCGCUACAGACUAGCUAGUAAAUGUUAGCAUUAUAUAGCAAUUAAGCUAGCGGACGUUUGCCAUGCAAGUUAUCAAUAUUCUUUUGAAGUAAAGCUCAACUAAAUCCUGUGUUAUCAUUUUUACCACUCAAACGAUAUACAAAAUAAAUAAAUGCAGAUCUUACAAAAGAACAAUUGGCCUACUUGCAGAGCAAAAGGCCGGUAGUUUAAAUAGUAUAUAAUGCUAAUGUUUACCAGAUUGUUCCUAGUGCGCACCAGAUUAUUUGUAGUGCGCACCAUUGACGGCGAUCGACGUCCAAGCUAUAUUUUCCCAGUGCAUGAGUUAACGUUCACUUCAACCAACAGGAGGGUUAAACAAAAACAUAUACAAAAGUUGCCAAAAUCAAGAUUAGAUCACCGGAAUAUUAUUCCAUGUUUCACUCCAAAAUAUUUAUUCAACACUAGAUUUUCUACUUUUACCUCAUUGGCUACCGUCGACGCUGAUAGACAUCCGACCUGGCACUCCAAACGGAUUAAAUCUAUCGCCAUCAAUGGCAGCCAGUGAGUGAAACACACAUGCUGGAUCCUAGUCUGGCUUUUUCAGGAUUUAGGGGGCUUCUUUAGGGGGAUGCCAACCCCCCAAUGGUUUUUCUUAAUGUAAAUACCAGAGACCCUUUUUACUGCUUUGUCUUAACUAGUGUUGCACCGGUAUCGGUACCGAGACAGGACUAAAAUAAUGUCAUCGGUAUAGAGAAGUAAUAACGUGCCGAUGCCGCGUAAUAUGUACUUUUCCAGAUCUAAUUUCCAACCCUACCCAAGAUGGCCGCCAGCUACGCACACCACCCUAACAAAGGACUGUUUGUUGUACUUCCCAAGAUUGAUUAGACGUCCAAUUGUGUGGCGUCCAUUCAUUCUUCAGUGAAUUGCAAUAAGUUUAUCAAAAGUAGACGUCCAAUCCAUAUGAAGCGGGAGGGUGCGUCUCUGCCACCUCUCCCACUUCAAACGGAUUGGACGUCUAGCACUAUCAAUGGCAGGAAAUAGUAGAUGCUUUGACAUUGAUAGAAAAAUAUUUGAUUGAGAAAUAAGAUGGUUAUGACUUGGUUUUAAUGUCUGCGCAUUGACUUGGAUGGGAACCUCGCCCCUACCAACAUGGCUGCCGUGAAGGCGAUGAAAGGUCUUCUCUGGCAAAUGAACGUUCCAUCGUUCCCAGACCUCCCUCUACAAAUGGAUUGGACGUCUAUGGCUGUCAAUGUACUUUUAAACUUUUAAAAAUCAGUUGAGGAAUAAGCUAGUUAUGACUUAAUUUGAAUGACAAUGCAUUGACGUUCAUGGCAACAUUACCCUUACCAACAUGGCCGAUCUGAGGCCAUUUUGGUAGUGGCAAUAAAGGUAUUUUCAUGCCAUCAAUUGCAAAGAGUUUAUCACAAGUAGACGUCCAAUCCAUUUGAAGCACUAGAGUGGCAGUGAAUGAACAAGCCAACCCUCCCGCUUCAAAUGGAUUGGACAUCUAUGGCCGUCAAUGGAAGCCAGUCAGCAAAUACAUUUUCAAGAAAUAAGCUAGUUAUGUCUUAAUUUGAAUGUCAACGCAUUGACGUUGAUGGGAACGUUGCCACACGGCGGCCAUGUUGGUAGGGGCAAUGAAAGGUCUUUUCAUGCUUCUGCCAUGAAUAGAAAUGAUUCUAUCACAAGUAGACGUCCAAUCCAUUUGAAGCGGGAAAGGUGGCAGCGAACGGACGAGCCAGCCCUCCAACAUCAAAUUGAUUGGACAUUUAUGGCCGUCAAUCGAUAGAUAACAGACGCUUUGACAUUGAUAAAAUAUUUUAAAGAAAUAAGUUAGUUUUGUCUUAAUUUGAUAGACUUUGAUAGGCACGUUGCCACAUGACGGCCACGUUCGUAGGUUGUAAUUUUUCCAUGCUUCUGCCAUGAAUAGAAAUGAUUCAAUCACUAGUAGAUGUCCAAUCCAUUUGGAGCAGGAGGGUGGCAGUGAAUGUUGCCAAACCUCCCGCUUCACAUGGAUAAAUGGACAUCUAUUACUUUCCGUUCAAGUGAUUAUUUAGCAUUUUUAAAAAAGUGGAAUCGGCACCGUAUCGGCAUUAGUCGAUACGCACAGUAGGUGUUGGAAUUGGUAUCGGAAGCCAUAAAAAUGGUAUUGGUGCAACACUAGUCUUUUAUUUUUAAAAUGAUGCCUUGCGGUUUUUUUUUUGUUGUUGUUUUUUUUUUUUUUAAUAAAGGCAGACAGGUUGUUAGUAAAGGGCUAGAUUUGAAAUUGCACAAAAUGCGCCCAUGUGCAUGCGUGGGUGUAGGAUGAAGCUUUUUUAAUAAGAAUAAGAUUGAAAUAUGUAUAUUGGACUGCAUAUGUACAAAUAAAUCUGAUUUGUAAUAGAG